AUGGAAGACGACAGAACUGUAUCUCGUUUGUUCAGGUCUUUCAAGACAGUUAAGGAGAUGGUCAGAGACAGAGGCUACUAUAUCACCCAGGAGGAAGUAGACAUGUCUUUGGACGAGUUCAGGGCAAAGAUCUGUGAUUCUAUGGGCAGACCACAGAGGAAGUUGAUGUGUUUCCAAGCUAAUCCUACUGCUGAGUCGUUGGAUAAGUUCCCAGACUUGGGUUCAUUAUGGGUCGAAUUCUGUGAUGAAGCUUCUGUGGGUAUCAAGACUAUGAGAAAUUUCUGUAUCCACAUCAGUGAAAAGAACUUCAGCACUGGUAUAUUCAUCUACCAGAACUCGAUAACUCCUUCUGCCAACAAGUUGAUCCCCACUGUUUCUCCUGCAUCCAUAGAAACAUUCCAAGAAGGGGAUUUGGUGGUCAACAUCACCCACCACGAGUUAGUUCCUAAACAUAUCAAGUUAUCGAGAGACGAAAAGAAGGAAUUGUUAGACAGAUACAGAUUGAAGGAGUCGCAGUUGCCUAGAGUCCAGAGAGAAGAUCCUGUGGCCAGAUACUUGGGAUUGAAGAGAGGAGAAGUAGUAAAAAUCAUUAGAAGAUCAGAAACGUCUGGUCGUUAUGCAUCGUACAGAAUCUGUUUGUGA
Molecule: messenger RNA, 642 nt
Organism: Scheffersomyces stipitis CBS 6054
Lineage: Eukaryota; Fungi; Ascomycota; Pichiomycetes; Serinales; Debaryomycetaceae
Gene: RPB5
Product: DNA-directed RNA polymerase core subunit
Exons: 2
Coding region: 1-642 (213 amino acids)
Biological process (GO): DNA-templated transcription
Cellular component (GO): RNA polymerase III complex; RNA polymerase II, core complex; RNA polymerase I complex
Molecular function (GO): DNA-directed RNA polymerase activity; DNA binding
Source: RefSeq, a predicted model, not a curated record